Ceratitis capitata (Mediterranean fruit fly) is the source of this 1595-nucleotide messenger RNA. RefSeq names its product cell cycle checkpoint protein RAD1 (gene Rad1). Gene Ontology annotation, biological process: DNA damage checkpoint signaling; DNA repair. NCBI's taxonomy places the organism in Eukaryota, Metazoa, Arthropoda, Insecta, Diptera, Tephritidae. The transcript has 4 exons. Gene Ontology annotation, cellular component: nucleus; checkpoint clamp complex. Bases 666 to 1532 code for a protein of 288 amino acids. The record is from RefSeq and is a predicted model, not a curated record. Gene Ontology annotation, molecular function: 3'-5' exonuclease activity.
AAUGAGGAAAACAUAAAAUAAUUUACUCGUGCCUCUUUUGUUUGCCCGGCAAUUUAAUUUUACAAAUCUUACUGAAAUAUUUAAUUCAAAUUUAAAUAAAGCGUUUUCUGAAGAAUUACUAAAAUAAGAAAACACUUAACUCUUAUCAAAUGCAAUUAGAAGCAUAUGAGUCGCAGAAGGAAAAUCGUAUAGUUAUCAAGCUAGUGGAGCAAGUAUUGAAGCAGUACGAAAGAAACAUCAGCGCAUUGGAUGGAGGCUCAAACGCUGAUGCACAUGUAAAUCAACUGCUUCUUCAACUGAAAGCACUUUUGGGUGAUAUACUCGUCGAUGCAUUGUAGAUACAAAUAAAGCAACAGUCGUAUAAAAGUUCAGUCUGGUUGUAUCCACAUAUUAAUUACUGUGUCUGCAAACAAUUUAACGAACGUGUCUUGGGCUUGCCAAGUGAAGUGCAGCCUAUCAGUUCUACACUACAAAGUGUUGAAUUGACAAGAAGUUAUACUUGUGCCCACGUGUUAGCGUUGCGUUUGGCACAAUUGCUGCGCCCACAACCCAAAACAUAUAAAAUUGAAACAGUGAGCGAAGAACAAUUUUCACAUUUAAAAGAACGUAUGGAUAGUAGUUAUUUAGGAAUAUUUAAUGAAAAUCAGUGAAACGACAACUGACGAAUGCAACAUUCAAAAACGCUUUACGAGAAAGGCCUACUAAAGAAUCUUAAAAUGUUAACCCAACGUCAAUACUCAAAUUUUAAAUUUGUAGCACGUUUGGAUCAGAUUAAAACAUUUUACACGGCCAUUAAAGCACUGAAUUUCGAAAAUAAUGGCAAAUUCCAAGUAAGUGAAGAUGGCUUGCGUGUCACCGUAGAAGAGGGUAACUGUGUACAAGCUAAUCUCUAUAUAACCGCCUCAUGUUUCGCCGAAUUUCAUGUCGUAGAUAUGGUGACAUUCGGUCUCAAUAUGAAUAUCAUAUCCGAGUGCUUGGGUCUAUUCGCCGGCAUACCAUGCAGUCUGAAAAUGUUCUAUAAAGGUGAUGGUGCACCAUUAGUGCUAGUACUGCAUCCAAAUGAAGAGGCUGACAUCUCGGCAGAGUGCUCCAUCAAAACUACAAAUAUAGAUGAUGUAAUUGAUUACAAUCUUGAUGAGGAGAGUCGUACUUUAAAUGUUGUUUUUGUGCGUGGUCCUGCUUUGGCGAAUAUUUUUCAAGAGUUGAAUAAAGCGGCCGAUGAGCUGCGAAUAACUCUGUCACCGCGUCAACCGCAUUUCAAAAUUGAAACUUUGGGUGUAGUUAAAACAGAGACGUUUGUUGAAGUUGCCAAAACUAGUGAUAUGAUCAUGUUGUUCAACUGUCGUGAUACCACUUCGGCAUGCUAUCGUAAUACAGAGAUGCGUUUAACGCAUAAAGCGUUGGCGGCGGCGUCAAAGGUGGCAAUAAAAACGGAUUCGAGUGGUCUGCUGGAAAUGCACUUUAUGAUGCAAUCCGAAGAACAAGCAGAGGUGUAUGUUCAGUUCUAUAUAAUGCCUUUAGCGGAAAUUUAGGAUUACAUGCUAAUAAUUUUGUUAAGUUUAAACUGUAAAAUAAAUUGAAAACUAUGUAUAAUA